Messenger RNA from Haliaeetus leucocephalus (bald eagle), 672 nucleotides. RefSeq names its product death domain-containing membrane protein NRADD-like. Gene Ontology annotation, cellular component: cell surface; plasma membrane. The record is from RefSeq and is a predicted model, not a curated record. NCBI's taxonomy places the organism in Eukaryota, Metazoa, Chordata, Aves, Accipitriformes, Accipitridae. The transcript is spliced from 4 exons. Gene Ontology annotation, molecular function: nerve growth factor binding; coreceptor activity; death receptor activity. Bases 1 to 672 code for a protein of 223 amino acids. Gene Ontology annotation, biological process: Rho protein signal transduction.
AUGCCAGAGUCCUGCACCCACGCCGGGGUGCUGUCCCCCCGGCCCCCCCACGAGGACCUGGAGCGCAUGGGCAGCGAGCCGGUGACGGGGAACCCCUCACCCAUCACCCCCGAGUUCGUGCCACCACCGCCCGAGGCCACCGGCAAGGACAUCAUCCCCGUCUACUGCUCCCUCCUGGCCGCCGUGGUGGUGGGACUCCUCGCCUACGUGGCCUUCAAGUGCUGGCACACGUGCAGGCAGAAGCAGCAGCUGGCCAAGGCGCGGGCAGGGGACUUGGGGACGUCACCCGAGGGGGAGAAGCUGCACAGUGACAGCGGGGUCUUCCUCGACACCCACAGCCUGCAGGAGCCCCACCAGCCCGGCAAGGCCCCCCGUCCCGAAGGGCACCCAUUCAGCACGGUACCAGUGCAGCGGCAAGAGGAGCUGGAGCGGCUGCUGGAGAGCGGGGGUCCCGGGGGGGACUGGCGCAGUUUGGCCACCCGCCUGGGUUUCAGCCCCGACGCCAUCGGCACCUUCGGCCGGGGCCGAGCACCCGCUCGCACCCUGCUCAGCGCCUGGGCCGGCGCCGAGGGGGCCACGUUGGAGACCCUCUGCCAGGCUCUGGUGGCCAUCGGACGGCAGGAUGCGGCCCGGCGCUUGGCGGGACCGGGGGACGCCACGUCUGCCGUGUGA